GGCGCGCAGUUGUGACGCAAGGCCGCCAAGGUGAUGGCGGGGCUGUGGCGGCUCUGCCGUGAGGGAGGCUCAGGGAAUCGGGAGUGUCUGGGGUAAAAACAGCUCAGAGAUGACUCAGCUGUGGCUCUCCCAGAGCCUGCAGGGAACUUACUUACGGGAAAGAUGGGACAAGUCUAUUUGCAACAGCACGGAGGGACAGGACAAGGGCUUCUCACUGCCAGAGGGCAGGGCUGGAUGGGAUAUUGGGAGGGAAUUGUUCCCUGGGAGGGUGGGCAGGCCCUGGCACAGAGUGCCCAGAGCAGCUGUGGCUGCCCCUGGAUCCCUGGCAGUGUCCAAGGCCAGGCUGGACGGGGCUGGGAGCAGCCUGGGAUGGUGGAAGGUGUCCCUGGAUAUGGCAGGGAGUGGGAUGGGAUAGUCCCUAAUCACCUUUCCCAGCCAAACCACUCCAUGAUCCCACCGAUUCCAUUAUUCCAAUAUUCUGUGUUUCCAUGUUUAUAAUGAUUCCAUAAUUACAAUGUUUCCAUUUUCUUAUCAUCCCAAUGAUUCAUUAAUCCAGUGAUUCCACGUUUCCCCGAUUCCAGCAUUCCAUGAUCUCGAUGUUUCCCUAAUCCAAAUGAUUCCCUGCUCCCGAUGUUUGUUUUCCCCGUUCCCGGUGUUUGUUUUCCCGCUCCCGGUGUUUGUUCCCCCGUUCCCGAUGUUUUGUUCCCUGUUCCCGGUGUUUAUUCCCCGCUCCCGGUAUUUGUUCCCCCGUUCCCGGUGUUUGUUUUCCCAGUCCCAGCCCGAGCGUGGCGCCCCCUCCCGGCCGGGGCACUCACUCGGGGGAGCCGCUCCGUGUCCCGGGGGUCGCGGAUUCGAUCCUCACUCCGGCGUUCCCUAGUUCGUGCCGCGGCCGGGCGGUGCCGCUCCGCCCUCUGGGCGGCUCCUCCUGCGGGGACAGCGCCAGGCGAGGCUGGGGACUCGCGGCCUGCCCUGCCCGGCCGUGCGCUGCGGGGCCAUGGCCGAGCUGCGGCCGGGGCUGGCGCAGCUCUUCCAGCGCCGGUUCCUGGCGGCGCGGCCGCUCCGCUCGCUGCCCUGGCCGGAGCUCGAGCAAUGUCUGCGGACCGCGCCGGACCCCGCGCUGCUGGCGGAUAUUCUGCACAAGGUGAGGACAGCUCGGAGUCUCCCCCGUGCCACCUGCGGGCGGUGUCCCAAAGCCGGCGGAAUGGCUCAGAAAUACGGAGAGCAGUGACCCGGUGUCGCAGCGUUUCGAAAGGCUCUACAGAACUGCAGACAAUUCUUCACCCUCUGUGUGUGAAAUAUCCCCCUUCGGCCAAGUACAGGAGAUGUUUCCUGACUGAGCUCAUCAAAAAGCUUGAAUCCACAGCAGCUGAACCUCUGGAUGAACUCUAUGAGGCACUGGCAGAUGUUCUAAAAGAAGAAGAAUCUACUCACUGUUACAAAAACUACUUACUGCCCACGGGGGACUGUGUGAGCCUCUCCGAGAGCACGGCGCUGAUCUCCGGGGGCACCACGGGGCUCGUCACCUGGGAGGCUGCUCUGCUGCUGGCCCAGUGGGCACUGCAGAACCCUGCUGUCUUCAGGGACAGGACAAUCCUGGAAUUGGGCAGUGGGAUUGGUUUCACUGGAAUUGCCAUCUGCAAGACCUGCCAACCCAGGACAUUCAUAUUUAGUGACUGCCACCCCCGUGUUCUCAGACAGCUGGGAGAAAACAUCCGGCUAAACGGCUUCAUCCCGGAGCCUGACGUGCCCUGGAGCAUCCAAACAGAGCCCCAAGGACAGGAGCUGGAAGGAGAGAGCUGCCAAAACCCAAAAGUGAUUGUUGCUGAGCUUGACUGGGGCUCAGUGACAGAAGAACAGCUGCUGGGUCUCAGAGCUGAUGUUGUCAUUGCAGCAGGGAAUGACUCCAGAUACUUCUGCAAGCCUUGGCAUCAACCUCUAAACCAACUCAUUUCUAACAGUGCAGAUGUGGUGUAUGAUCCUGAGAUAAUCUUAGCCCUCAUUGGGAUGCUACAGAAACUCUCCACCUGCAGAGCAGACAGGAGAGCUCCUGAGGUGUUCAUUGCCUCCACAAUCCGAAAUCCAGACACGUAUCAGCUCUUCCAGGAUGAGCUGGAUAAAGCUGGGAUCAGGUGGCAGAUGAUUCCAGCCCACAGCUGCUGUAAUUUUCUCUAUGAUGUGCAGCCAGAUGUAACUAUUCUACAGCUAUUUAUAUAGGCUUGGCAACAGAACUGGAAUAUUGAGACCAACAGGAGCUGUCUCAGCCUUGUAUCAAGAUUAUCCAGAAUUCUGGAAACAAGAGGUUCUGAGGAUACAACUGUACACAAGGACAUGUGGAGUCCUUCCUGUAACUCCCAGCAUGGAUCCAAGCCUGCUGCUGCCCCUGGGAAGUGACUGAACCUCAAGCAACAGAAAUCAAAAAAAAGCCCCAGUCACACUUCACUUGCAUUCUGUAGAAGACAACAGAAUUCAAGUGGGUUUUUUUUCCCAACUGUGUAGUGAUUUGUAAGUACUGGGGGCAACCUGCAGGAUCACAGGAUGAGGAUCACAGACAAGAGUGCAAAACAAUGUUUCAAAGUAAUCAAUGGGUUUUGAUACUAAAACCAGCUGUAAUUGUCUACUCUGGUCUUUUAUGUCUGUAUGCACUUGCAGUUUGGGUUAGCUUAAAAUCCCCCAAUAAAACAGUGACCAACACCUGUAGUUGUGUCCCAGGAUGCCUCUGCUGUAAAUGAGGUGCAUCUUUACUCUGCAGUGAUGACAAGUCAGAACUGAUGGCCCUUUCUCUCACAUAAGGACUGUCACUUCCACAGUGGCUGCUGGGAAUGAAGAAGGAAUCACUCUGGAGCAGUGCUCCAGGUAUCCUGCAAAGAGCAAGGACUCAGCUCCCCUGCUCUGAAACUUCCACCAUCCAUUAAUCACUCUCCUGUCAGGCAGUAUUGGUCCUGAAGCAAAAAAAUCAAAGUGCUGCUCAUUCUUCUCUUUUGACUUCAUUUUCUCCAUUAAAAACUACUUGAAAAAACUUCAAGUUCCUCCUUCUGUAGCAAUGGAGAGAAAACUGAUGACACCUAACUUGAAACUUGAAGAAUCUUCUUAUUCUUUAAGCUAAAGGAGACCAUGAUUGCUGGGAUCAAGCAGAAAUAACCCCAGGCCAGGUUUUGCUUCCCUGUCCCCAAAAAGAAGGAACUCAAAGGUGUUAUUUCCAGAGUAAACACAAGCUGGCAACCCACACAGGAGCUCCUGUAUCUUCCCUUACACAAAAUUCAAGUCAAAGGUUCUGUACAGAGCUCAUUUUGGAUCUAAUAAGUUCUAUUAUAGGAAGAGGAAACCUCUCUAAAGCUUUUGGCAUUACUGGUUAAUUAGAGAAGUGCCUAAUUUAUCUCCAUGUGCACAGGAAUGGCCAAACCUCUUGACAGGAUUUUGACUGAAAA
Molecule: messenger RNA, 3425 nt
Organism: Oenanthe melanoleuca
Lineage: Eukaryota; Metazoa; Chordata; Aves; Passeriformes; Muscicapidae
Gene: EEF2KMT
Product: eukaryotic elongation factor 2 lysine methyltransferase
Exons: 9
Coding region: 631-2214 (527 amino acids)
Source: RefSeq, a predicted model, not a curated record